Molecule: messenger RNA, 1127 nt
Organism: Cinara cedri
Lineage: Eukaryota; Metazoa; Arthropoda; Insecta; Hemiptera; Aphididae
Source: the annotation of a GenBank genome assembly
AUGGUAAGUGAAGUAUAAUAUAGUUACUAGUCACAGUUUGACUCUUUAUGAGUAACGAGGAGGCUAAGUUAAACGAUUGUUUAAAAAAAAGCUAAUCAUAGGUAUUUCAUUUGGAUUUUUUAAGUGUAUCCAAAUAAUUAUUUAUUUUCUAAUCGAUGAAUAAUUUUUAAUCUACUUAUUUUUUUAGUCAUCAAGUAUUGAUUUUAAAUUUUCAGGAAAUACAACCAGAAUUACCAAAAUUAGCUAGAAAAAAACCUAAAGGAUUGUUAAGACAAGAAAAGUUAAAGGAUCUAAAAAAUAAAAAAAAGAUUCAAAAGAGAGAUAGAAAACUUAGAAAAGAAAAUGGAGAGCCAAAACAAAUACCCAGAACAAUUGAAAACACCAGGGAACCAGAUUCAACUGUAUUCCAUUCUGAUGAUGAAGAUUUUGAACAAAAAACAAAGGAUUUAGUUGCUGAAUUUGAACACGAUGAAUUUGCAGAUUAUUAUUCUGAACUUUAUAAACCUAAAGUUAUGAUUACUUACAAGCAAAAACCUCUAAAGAAAGUUAGAGAAUUCGGUAAAAUUCUAACUGAAAUUAUACCCAAUUCUGUUAGACUUUUUCGCCGUGAAGCGUCUGUCAAAGAUACUAUUCAAGCUGCUAUUAACCAUGGAUAUACCGAUUUGAUAGUAAUAAAUGAGGAUCGUAAUGAACCUAAUGGUUUAAUUCUUGUUCAUUUGCCUGAAGGCCCAACAGCAUAUUUUCGUCUAAGUAAUGUUAUAUUUCCAAACAAAAGACAACGCAAAGAGUUUACUAAUCAUAGGCCAGAAGUAAUUACUACAAACUUUACAACAGGAUUAGGUAAAACUAUUGCACGUAUGUUAGGUGCAGUUUUCCAUCAAGAAGCUGAGUUUAAAGGCAGGCAUGUUGUAACAAUGCAUAAUCAAAGAGAUUAUAUAUUCUUUCGACAUCACAGGUACAAGUUUUUAAAAAACAAACCAUCUUUAAGAGAAUUGGGACCUAAAUUUACAUUAAGAUUACAAUAUCUUCAAGAAGGAUUAUAUGAUCCAAAGUGUGGAGAAUACAGGUGGAUAAUGACAGACAAAAGACAUAAAAUUGAAACUAGCCGAAGACGAUUUUUCUUGUAA